AUGCCCAGGUUUGCACUUAAGAUGUUCUCCAAGAGAAUAACAGUCAAAAGAAAUUGCUGGCUUAUGUUUGCAUACAUUAAAAGAAUAUUAGGAAACUUUGUCAUGGACCUUAGUCUUCACUCGAUCGUUCGUAUCGAGGUGUCAGAGACCUACUUCAAGGGAGGUAAGAUCCCGGUGCGGUGGACGGCGCCGGAGGCGAUAGCUUUCCGCAAGUUCACGAGCGCCUCGGACGUCUGGAGCAUGGGCAUCGUCUGUUGGGAGGUGAUGUCGUACGGCGAGCGGCCGUACUGGAACUGGUCGAACCAGGAUGUGAUAAAGUCGAUAGAAAAGGGCUACAGGCUGCCGGCGCCCAUGGAUUGUCCCGAGGCGAUUUAUCAGCUGAUGCUCGACUGCUGGCAGAAGGAGCGUACCCAUCGGCCGACCUUUGCCAAUCUCACACAGACCCUCGACAAGCUCAUCAGGAGUCCGGACACUCUCAGGAAAAUCGCCCAGAACAGGCUCAUCGUCUACGUCAAGUCCCUGACGUUAAAUUUUGUCUUUGGGGGCUCACCUCCAAACGACGAUUGUGGUAAGCCACCUAAUAGUUUAAAUGAUGUGGCAAACGGUCAUAUUCUGGUUGGUACUGAUUCUGAAAGUUCUCAUUCUGAUAAUUACGAUUGA
Molecule: messenger RNA, 660 nt
Organism: Copidosoma floridanum
Lineage: Eukaryota; Metazoa; Arthropoda; Insecta; Hymenoptera; Encyrtidae
Gene: Eph
Product: Eph receptor tyrosine kinase
Biological process (GO): axon guidance; protein phosphorylation; ephrin receptor signaling pathway
Cellular component (GO): dendrite; plasma membrane
Molecular function (GO): ATP binding; protein binding; transmembrane-ephrin receptor activity
Source: RefSeq, a predicted model, not a curated record